Sphaeroforma arctica JP610 is the source of this 1095-nucleotide messenger RNA. RefSeq lists its product as hypothetical. The transcript has 9 exons. The coding region runs from base 64 to 1095 and encodes 343 amino acids. Gene Ontology annotation, molecular function: zinc ion binding; alcohol dehydrogenase (NADP+) activity. Gene Ontology annotation, biological process: alcohol metabolic process. The record is from RefSeq and is a predicted model, not a curated record. Lineage: Eukaryota; Ichthyosporea; Ichthyophonida.
CUUAACCACUUAUAGAUAUUUACAAAGCUGUCAGUUGCUGAAGAGAAAGGUCACCCAGCUAUCAUGUCAGUCACUAAAUUAGCUAAGCCCGUGACGGCUGUCGGUCUUGCGGUGAAAGGCAAUCCGCUGAAAGAUGGCGUGUUUGAAGAAACUGAGUACACUAUCGAAGAGUUAGACCCCGGAUUUGUUCUCAUCAAAAUCAUGGCGACAUCAAUCUGUCACACGGAUUUCAGCGUCUUCGGGAAAGAUGGGUCUAUCCCUGGGCAUGAGAUGGCUGGUGUUGUUGAAGCGGUCGCUGACGAUGUUACAGAUGUCAAGAUAGGCCAAAGGGUUGCGGUGGGGUGGCAGCGAAACAGCUGUCGUGACUGCGAGUUUUGUAACGAGCGCGAGGAGAACAUGUGCGGCAAAGCGACAAGCUUCCGCCAUGGCAGGGGUGGGUGGGCUACGCAUGUGGUGUGGCACCAGCACUUCGUUGCACCAGUCCCUGACGGCAUUGAGGACUCAGCCGUCGCCCCACUCAUGUGUGCGGGAGCAACAGUAUACAACGCCUUCAAGCAGAACGACGUCAAGAAAGGCGACAAGGUGGCAGUUGUGAGUAUCGGCGGCCUAGGACAUCUGGCGCUGAUGAUCGCUCAUGAGAUGGGAUGUGAAGUCACUGCAAUAUCCCGAGGCACGGACAAGAAGGAGGAGAGUCACAAGUUCGGAGCGGACAAAUACAUCAACUCCAAAGACGCCGCGCAAAUCAAGGAAGCAGAGAAGAGAUUCAACUUCAUGCUGGUCACCACCCCAGCGGAUUUGGACUGGGAUAGCUACUCUACCAUGAUCCGUUCGGUUAGGGGCACCAUGUGUAUUGUGGGCAUACCACCGUCGUACAAGUACACAUUCGGACUGGGGCCCAUCAUCGGCACGAACAUCAAGAUCACCGGGAGUCUCGUGGCAUCGCCGGAGACGACCAGAGAAAUGUUAGAGUUCUGUGCGGAGCACAAGGUACGGCCGGUGAUCGAAGAGUUUGCCUUCGAUGCCAACUCCUGCCUCAAGGCCGUUAAGAAGGUCGAGGACAACCACAUCCGAUUCAGAGCUGUUUUAAAGCCCUAG